This is a messenger RNA of Pangasianodon hypophthalmus (striped catfish), 657 nucleotides long. RefSeq lists its product as uncharacterized. The record is from RefSeq and is a predicted model, not a curated record. The transcript has a single exon. NCBI's taxonomy places the organism in Eukaryota, Metazoa, Chordata, Actinopteri, Siluriformes, Pangasiidae. Bases 1 to 657 code for a protein of 218 amino acids.
AUGGAUGCCAAAAUGCUGCUGUCUUGCUUAUGGCACAUCUUGUGUGUCUUCCUCCCAUUAAACUUUGUGGAAAGUCAGCAUCCCCUCCAAGCCAACAUCACACUAGUGUUCGACAGCUCGGACCAUACUGACCGCUUAUGCAGCUGCAGCUGUGCGACGGCGGUGCGCAGUUGUGAUGAAGCUCUUGCCAAUCUGAUGUGCAGCUGUGGCACCGUGUGGCGCUCGGCUCUGUCGCCUGGCACCCUGGAGGCGGAGACGCUGACGGUGUGGGCGUGGCAGCCCUGGGUGCUGAGGGAGCUGCUGAACGGCAGCAGGGUUCCAGAGCUGCAGCUGUCUCUGUGUAGCCCUGCCUCAUUUCUCGGACCCUCUCAAUAUCUCACUAUUGUGGGUCUGAGGAAGCUUCAGAUCUCCAAUAAUGGGGUGCCAUAUCACAAGAGCGAAAAAGUCCUGAACUUCGGACUGAACGUGCCGGAUGGGAAUCUCAGCGUUGCAUUUUUAGACCUGUGGUCACUGAACAAUCACUUGAAGGCCUACAGUGUCAUUGGACCACCGCUGCAGAUGCUUAUGCAGCAUUUUCCUUACCUUCAGCAAGCCAAUAUAAAGAUUACUGACCUAGAAGAGAUCCACAAGCCAUCCAUCUUAACUUUUAUUUACUAA